Drosophila suzukii is the source of this 1162-nucleotide messenger RNA. The record is from RefSeq and is a predicted model, not a curated record. Lineage: Eukaryota; Metazoa; Arthropoda; Insecta; Diptera; Drosophilidae.
UUGCCUAUCGAAAAAUUCCAAAUAUACCGCGUAGUGUAAAUUGGGCGUUUGACUUCAGUUAUUAGCCCUAUGUUGGAGCAAUCGGGCUUAUAACUAAAUCGAUAUAGUGUAAAAGGCUUUUAGAAUGCUUAAAAACUUUAAAUUUGAAAAUUUAAUGUUCUUCACCUCUGGAGUUCUCUUAAAAAUAGAUUUCGGGCUCCCGAUUUUCGGCUGUAUUGCAUCCUCCAAUAUCAAGAGUAUUCAACCACCAUACCACGCAGCUGCACGCAGAUCCAUCUACGCCUUUCCGACCUCUCCGACCAAGUGCAUUCUAUCGGAGACCGGACUACCCAGCAUCACCAAUAGGAUAAAAGAAAGUACAACCCGACUCAUACCAAAAUUAUAUACCACUCCAAAUCGGUUACUAGCUGACGACUUUAAAAACAUAUUUAAAGAAAGAAGGAGAUACAAAUGUCCUUCUACUCUCCGGAUAUGCGCCAACUUUAGCCGUAAAAACGGCGACUUUGUUGUCUGCACUGACAGUCUGUCGACACUCCUGACAAUAAACAACCCCGAGUAUCGCGAUCCCACCAUAAGAUAGAUACAAGGAUUAACAAAAGAGCAUCCGGAAAAAAUAACACUCUUUUGGGUCCCAAGCCAUCAAGGCAUUAAGGGUAACGAAGACGUCAACAUUAGUUUUCACUCCAAUAAACAGCAAGGACAUACACAAGCUAAUAGAUCGCAACUUGGAAAACCAAAAGAUGGAGGAAUGGGCCACGUUCACCCAUAGAUACUGCAAAUUUAAUCCCACAUGUACAAAAAUACCUCUCCCAGCGGCAACUGGGAGACAACAGUGCAGUACCUUUAUCCGGCUUCGUAUAGGACACACCUUUUAAAAGGCAUCAACAAUCCGAUCUUCAGACUCUGCGUUGGAAUCCCAAACACCGACCACUUUUUAGACAGUGGCCAGUAUUAGAGCCCACCUGUUCGGCACACAGUCCCCUUCCCAAAUCCUCGAUGGCCCAUCGGUUUAUAAGUAAAUCAAAGCUAGCAAUAUAAUAACAAACUAAACCCACAAAAAACCGCAUGUACAGAUAUAAACACAGUAAAUUAGUUACAGACAGAGUCGAAGGCCUGCGCAGCCAGUGCUCGGAAAUGUAGUCUUAAGUUUAACAUUGUAUAA